Messenger RNA from Drosophila miranda, 4767 nucleotides. RefSeq lists its product as uncharacterized. The transcript has 5 exons. Gene Ontology annotation, molecular function: nucleic acid binding. Gene Ontology annotation, biological process: DNA integration. Lineage: Eukaryota; Metazoa; Arthropoda; Insecta; Diptera; Drosophilidae. The record is from RefSeq and is a predicted model, not a curated record. The coding region runs from base 3202 to 4236 and encodes 344 amino acids.
CGCCUGUCGGCCUAGCUUUGGCCGCUCGCUCUGGCCGGGUUCCGGCCAUUGCCAGGGACCUCGCUCCUAUGGCUCAGGUCUGGCGUCGUGUUGUUUGGCUUCGCCUUGAAUCUGCCCGUCCUUGAGCCCCAGUCCAGGGUGCCGACCGAUCUCCCAGCCCGUGAUCAAUAGGUCCUCCGACCUUUCGCCCGUGCUGCCAACCAUCGGCCCGCCCCCUGGGGCCAGCUCCGCCCGUCUCCGGAUUGGCUUGGACGCGGAUGUCACCCCCGUGCAGCGACUCGGACCCAGGGAUCAUCCAAUUCCCCAGCCGGUAGACCGCGCACGGGCGGCAUCCGCUUUUGUCCCGCCUCCCCCGACGUUAGCAGCUGGCUUCAAUGCCCUGGACUCGGACCCGAACUUCGGCUCAUCAUCGGAACCCCCUUCUCGGGUGCCACCUCGUCCGUUGACGCACCACGCAACCCGCCCCCCUGGGAUAGUGGUAACCCGUGUAUCUUCUACCUUCUUUACCCUCAGUUCCAGUUCCUUUUGGCUGAUGAGCUAACUCUUAUCCUUCUUUCCGUAGGUCCGGCUUUAUUCGUCCGCCUGCCGCAGUCUGCUGCUUAGUUUUACAGCCUUUGCCGAUUUUAGUUGUAAGAGGAUUCCGGGUGGCCUUGUCCUGCGUGGCAUUAAGUUGGGCCGCCCGUUCCUGCCCUUGUGGACGAUUCCUGUCCUGCGUGACACGAGUGGUUCUUAGUUUUACUGAACCUUAGUUGUAAGAGUAUCCUGUACGAGCUUGUCCUGCGUGGCAUCCUCUUGAGACUCUCCUUUCUGCCCCUGCCGCUAGUCUCUGUCUUUCGUGCCCCGUCCAUCCUUCUCCGCAUGCCUCGCCCGUUGCCCCUCCUUGUGUGUCGGCUACGCUUCGGUUCCAGGGCUUGUUUUAGGGGUUCCCUCACCGGGCUGUGGCCUCAGGUCCCCUAUAUGGGCGGUCCGCGUCCGUUUCUCGUUGUCCUUUCUCAAUUUACAGAUGACCGGGGACACGAAAUCCAUUAUGGUGUAGGGACCGUCAUACUUCGGGGCCAGUUUUGCAGCAAACCCUCCGGCCGCGUUGGAUAGAUGGUUUUGCUGGGCCCAUACCUUGUCUCCAAUCGUGGGUUUCCAUGCUCUCCUCCUCAGGUUAUAAUACCUCGCCUGGUCCUGCGCCGCCCUUUCGAGAUUCCGCCUCACCAGUUGAAAUAAUUCUCUCAACUUGGCCGCGUUCUCGUCCGGUGUGUGCGUGCCCUGUCCUGUGCCAAGCACUUCUUCAUCGUAUAGAGCCUUUGGUAGCCUUGGCUCUCUCUCUUGGACAAUAAACGCCGGCGAGUACCCGGUGGAUUCGGUCACCCCUGAAUUUACGGCCAACAUUAUCUCUGGCCAUUUCUCAUCCCAGUUCCUCUGGUUCCCUUCGCUGAACUGAGCUAUCAUCGUUUUCACUGUCCGGUUAGUUCGCUCCGUCGGGUUCUCCUGCGGAAUGUACGGGGCCGUGAACUGAUGCCGUACGCCCAUCUGCUCCACAAACCUCUUAAAAACUAUACUGGUGAACUGGACUCCAUUAUCCGUGAUCACAUCCCACAUUGUGCUGCCACGGAGCUAUGAUAUGGCGUACAAGCGGUUGGUCAACGUCGAGAAGAAGAUGAAGCGCAACGGGUCGUUCGCGCAGGAAUACACCAGGAUCAUAAGGAUUACGUGUCUAAAGGAUACGCUCGACGUCUGGAGCCUAACGAGGGUAACGAGCCGAACAAGCCGGAGAAGGUGCUGUUGGAGUCUGUGGCGACAUCAAGGAGAUGUUCCAUCAGGUCCUGAUCCAACCCGAAGACAGAUGUUCCCAACGGUUUCUGUGGAGAGAUGGCGAUGACAGAAGAGAUCCUGACAUCUACACGAUGAUCGUAAUGACCUUUGGAGCAGCCUGCUCGCCAAGCGCUGCGCAUUACGUGAAGACUGUGAAUGCUGAACAGUCUCGACAUUCGGAGCCAAGAGCAGUCAAGGCCAUCAUCGAAUGUCAUUAUGUGGAUGACUAUGUGGACAGCUUUGCUACCGAGAGCGAAGCCAUCAGCGUAUUUACCCGAGUGAAGGAGAUACAUGCGAACGCUGGAUUUGAGCUGUGCCAGUUUUCAUACAGCUCACCAAUUGUGGAGACGGCAUUGGGCCCACCAGGACGAAGCGUGAGCGUCGGAUGGAAUGAGGCUGAACAGAAGAUUCUCGGAAUGUGUUGGCAGGCAGCCACAGACGAUUUCAGGUUCACUGUGAAGUAUCAUCGAGUUCCACGCAGCGUAUUGAACGGCGAUCGAGUCCCUACCAAGAGAGAGAAUUUGAGCUUGGUCAUGUCCACGUUCGAUCCCCUGGGAUUCCUGUGUUGCCUUAUGAUAACAGCGAAGGUGCUGCUACGAGAGAUUUGGAGGCAGAAGAUCCAGUGGGAUGAACCACUUCCGGACGAGAUACACAAGGCCUUUGUGAACUGGCGCAAGGAAAUGGACGCCGUGGGACAGUUCCGAUGUCCUCGCCAUUACUUCGGGCGUGGACUCGUGAGGGCUAUAGAAAUGCACGUCUUCGUGGAUGCAAGUCAGUCUGCAUUCGCGGCAGUGGCCUACUGGAGGGUCACCUAUGAGUAUGACGACGUGCUGGUGAGCUUCGUAUGUGCCAAAACGAAGUGCGCGCCGAUGAGAACAAUGUCAAUCCCACGGUUGGAGCUGCAGGCAGCAGUUCUAGGAACCAGGCUGAUGGACACUGUCAAGAGGGAACACAGAGGGACUCAAAGACGGUGCUAAGAUGGAUCGGCAGCACCCACCAACGAUAUAAGCAGUUCGUCGGCAAUCGGGUGGCAGAAAUCUUUGAGUCGACGAAGGUAGCCUAAUGGAGAUGGGUACCAACAGCCGACAAUGCGGCGGAUGAUGCGACGCGUUCGCAAUGCCGCGUGGACCUCAGUCAGAAGUCACGUUGGCUAGGCGGACCAGCAUUUUUGAGGCAGCCGGCGGGCAGCUGGCCGCAGCCUGAAGCCGGAUUUGAACGAGUUCCGGAUGAUAACGACGAAGAGGAGAUGCCAAGACUACAGCCUGGGUCCUAAGGUUCACGCGCUGGUGCCGUGGACAAAGAAGCGCGCUUGAGAACUACGGCCUCACUGCAGCAGAGUGUGAACCCGCGGAGAAUCUGUUGGUCAGACAGGCACAACGUGAGACGUUUCCGAACGAGAUGCGGUCGACAGAAGACGGCAAGACGGUCGCCAGUGGAAGCGACAUUCGAGGACUGGCGCCAUACAUAGAUGGCCAUGGAGUUCUGCGAGCAUACGGCAGAGUGGAUGCCGCAUUGUGUAUGCCAUACAGUGCGAGGAGGCCAAUAGUCCUGUCACACAAGUACAGUCUUACGGAGAUGAUUGUGCAUCAUUUCCACGCCAAGAUGAAGCAUCAAAACGUGGAUGCUACGAUUGCGGAGAUCCGAACAAGGUUCUGGAUUACGAAGCUGAGACGCGUACUACGGAUGACGAUCUCAGCAUGCAACGUGUGCAAGUUGCAUCGGGCGCGGGCAGCGCCGCCAAUAAUGGGACCGCUGCCGAAGGAUCGCCUGGAGGCCAAUGGCUGGCCGCUUAAGAAUACCGGACUGGAUUACUUUGGACCACUAUUGGUGAAAGUAUCGCGGCACACGGAGAAGCGCUGGGUCGCCCUUUUCACGUGCCUGACGACCAGGGCGAUACAUCUGGAGUUGGCACAUGACCUGUCAACUGAUUCCUGUAUAAUUGCGAUACGGAACUUCGUCUGCCGUCGAGGCCCAGUACAUAGACUGCGCACUGACAACGGCAAGAACUUCAUAGGAGCUGACAGGGAAGCCAGACGAUUUGGCGACGUGUUCGAAUCAGAAAGGAUUCAGAGUGAGCUAUCUGGCCGAGGCAUCGAGUGGGUUUUCAAUUGCCCAGUGAAUCCAUCUGAAGGAGGAGUCUGGGAACGAAUGGUGCAGUGCGUGAAGAAGGUUCUGCGCUACACAUUGAAGGAGAUAGCGCCGAGGGAUCACGUACUGGUGAGUUUUCUGAUCGAAGCAGAGAACAAUGUGAAUUCGCGUCCGCUCACCCACUUGCCGGUGGAUGCGGAACAAGAAGCCCCCCUGACGCCAAAUGAUCUGCUCAGAGGAGUAGCUAACCUGCCGGACACGCCUGGCGACGAUCUGGAGCUGCCCAAGGAGUGCGCUACAGGCAAGCAGUGGCGUAUAGCGCGACUAAUGAGGGACCGUUUCUGAAAGAGGUGGGUCUUGGAGAACCUGCCUACACUUGUGCGCCGAGAGAAAUGGUGCCAGAGGACGGAGCCGAUUCGCCAGGGUGACAUGGUCUUCAUCUGCGAUCCAGCCUUGCCCCGAAGAGAGUGGAGCAAGGGCAUCGUGGAAGCCGUUUACAAAGGAGUCGAUGGAGUCAUCAGACGCGCUAGUAUGCGCGUGAAUGACAGCGACCAAUCCCGGAUUAUGAUGCGUCCCGUCUCCAAACUUGCGGUUUUGGAUUUGAGUGAAGCGGUUCUUCACGGGGUCGGGGAUGUCGACGGUCGCUAGUUGACCGCGAUAGGCGAGCUAGUAUUAGAUCUAGUAUUUAAUGUAUAUCGAUAGAAGGUGAAUUUCCAGCCACGAAUGAACGGGCAUAUUUUUCGGCUACCACGAGGUGCUGCCAUAAUUUUAAGCUUCACUUUACUGUCGAGAGGUUAAAGCAGGAGGACAUACUGCGGUAAGAUUAUUUGGCAACAUUGUGCUAGGCUAUGACCGAUGUACUUUAUAAAAUAAAAC